GAGAGAGAUCAUUUAGGUUAGAUAGCGCCCCCUCCCCAUCCUCAGUUGCACGCCGCGGGAGGGAUUUGCGUGUUUCCCACAAGAAAAGAAGUCUCAAAUGUCCCAUUGAAAAGGCGGCAGAGGUUCAGCAAAGGAAGGAAAGAGAAGCGAGAGAGAGAAGGAGAGGGACAGCGGGCGAGACAAAAGAGGCAGCGGCUGCUCUGGGUUUCAGACUCGGCUUCUCCUCGGCGGCAACGCGGCUAGCGAGCGGGCUUUACUUCUUAUCUUCACUUCUCAUUCUACGACUCCUUUGAGCACCAGAGCGCAUAUCAGGGUGGAGAGGAGAGCAUCUGAAAACAGAAGUGUGCUCUCUCUCUCUCUUUUCUUUCACUCGAAGGACGAGAGGAGCCGAGACUGGGGCGCAUCUUGAUUAGCGGCGCUGCUGUUCGGUGCUGCUACUCGGUUCUGCUACACGGUGCUGCUCGGUGCUACACAGUUCUGCUCGGCGAUAAACAGAACAAAGAGAGUUGGAGUGAGGAAAUGAGCCCAGCUUUAGUCCAACACUGAAACGAGGCCAAAUGCACUUCUGAGCUCUGAGAUACCCUCAAAGUCUCUCUCUCUCUGUCUCUUUUUGUCUUUCGUCUGCAACAAAACACUGGAAGAACACCGCAAAACACCACCACACCAUGUUUCCACAGAACCGACCACCGGCGCCUCUCCAGCCACCCCCCGGGUCUUCGGCUUCGGCAGCAGCUGCGGCGGCGGCUGCAGCAUCAGGAUCGGCUCAGUCCCUAAAACUCACUUAUCCUGAGACCCUGGACCGGAUUAAGGAGGAGUUUCAGUUCCUUCAGACUCAGUACCACAGCCUAAAGCUCGAGUGUGAGAAACUGGCCACGGAGAAGACGGAAAUUCAGAGACACUAUGUGAUGUAUUAUGAAAUGUCCUAUGGCCUGAACAUUGAGAUGCAUAAACAGACGGAGAUUGCUAAGCGGCUGAAUGUGAUCUGUGCGCAGCUCAUCCCAUUUCUCUCACAGGAGCAUCAGCAGCAGGUGGUCCAGGCCAUGGAACGCGCCAAACAGGUGACUAUGGGGGAGUUGAAUGCAUCGAUAGGGGUACGUGGACUCCCCCCUCUGCCUCCCACACAACAGCUGCAGGCUCAGCACCUUUCCCAGCAUGCCGCUCAGGCUCUGCCCAUGGCCCCUCACCCCUCAGGGCUGCCCCACCCGGGAUUGGCUCUGGGGGGCAGCUCGGGCCUGCUGGCUCUCUCCGGGGCACUCGGGGCGCAGCUGGCUGCUAAGGAUGAAAGAGCACAUCUGGAGGCUGUAGCAGCGGCGGCGGCGGCUGCUGAGCACCACCGAGACCGUGAGGCGGGACCAAGCUCCUUAUCAAACGGAGACAAAGGCCGCACAUCAGACUACCUCAGCAAUGGAAAGAAAAGGAAAUCAGACGAGAAGGAAUUCACAGACUACGGUAGCGAUGCUGACAAGAGUGAUGACAACUUGGUAGUGGAUGAGGACCCUUCGUCUCCACGCAGUGUGCACUCGUACUCCUCCAGAGAGAACGGUCUCGACAAGCUGCCGCCCUCCAGGAAAGAGCCUCUGCCUCAGGCCAGCCCUACCUCGCUGACCUCCUCCUCCAGCAGCGCCUCGCCCUCUCGCAGCAAAGAGCCUCCACCAAGGGAGAAAUCUAGUACCCCAGGGCUAAAACCAGGCACGCCCAUGUCUCAAGAUUCCUCCACCCCCGGCCCCAGCGGCCCACCCCAAUACCGCCCUGUCCCGGGAAAAACAGGUGUGGACCCUCUGGCUCUGGGUGUGAGGAACCCACUGGCGGUGCAGGGUGUGUAUCCUCCAGGUGCUUUCGGUCUGCCUCCUCCGGGGGUGAACGGCGAACUUGCUGGAGCAGCCGCAGCAUAUGGCGCUGGACUCCACCUUGUCUCACCACAGAUGAACGGCUCUGCCGCUGUAGCCGCCGCCGCCGCAGCCGCCGCUGCUGGAUAUGGACGCUCCCCUGUGGAAAAGAGGCAAAUUUCUAGGCUGGGACAAUUUAUGUCAAGGCUUGAAAUGAAGAAACUAGUGGGUUAUGAGUCUCCUCACCCCCACAUGAGGGUCCCUGGCCUCCCUGCUAGCCUCCAGCCUGCAGCCUCAGGAAAGCCUGCGUACUCAUUCCAUGUGAGUGCAGAUGGACAGAUGCAGCCUGUGCCCUUCCCUCCGGACGCUCUUCUGGGCCCGGGCAUCCCGCGCCACGCCCGGCAGAUCCACACACUCAGCCAUGGAGAGGUGGUGUGUGCCGUCACCAUCAGCACCUCCACACGCCACGUCUACACUGGCGGCAAAGGCUGUGUCAAAGUGUGGGACAUCAGCCAGCCGGGCAGCAAGAGCCCCAUGGCCCAACUCGACUGUCUGAACAGGGACAACUACAUCCGCUCAUGCAAGCUCCUCCCAGAUGGGAGGACUUUGAUAGUUGGAGGUGAAGCCAGCACUCUGUCCAUCUGGGACUUGGCCACGCCCACUCCACGCAUCAAGGCGGAGUUGACGUCCUCGGCUCCGGCGUGCUACGCGCUGGCCAUCAGUCCAGACAACAAGGUCUGUUUCUCCUGCUGCAGCGACGGCAACAUCGUCGUGUGGGACCUUCACAACCAGACGCUCGUCAGGCAGUUCCAGGGCCACACUGAUGGAGCCAGCUGCAUCGACAUCUCCAACGACGGGACCAAACUGUGGACUGGGGGACUCGACAAUACGGUGCGCUGCUGGGACCUGAGAGAGGGCCGCCAGCUCCAGCAGCAUGACUUCACCUCCCAGAUCUUCUCCCUGGGUUACUGUCCUACAGGAGAGUGGCUGGCAGUGGGCAUGGAGAGCAGUAAUGUGGAAGUACUGCACGUCUCCAAACCAGACAAGUACCAGCUGCACCUUCACGAGAGCUGUGUGCUGUCACUCAAGUUCGCCUACUGCGGCAAGUGGUUUGUAAGCACAGGUAAAGAUAAUCUCCUGAACGCUUGGAGAACUCCUUACGGCUCCAGCAUAUUCCAGUCGAAGGAGUCCUCGUCAGUCCUCAGCUGUGACAUCUCGCCUGACGACCAGUUCAUCGUGACCGGCUCAGGAGACAAGAAGGCCACUGUGUAUGAGGUCAUUUACUAAAGCAGCCACAGACUGGAUCCCAGAACAGAAGUACAGUACCAUGUAGCUGGAAGAGCGGAAACCAAGAUCCGACUUUGACUUUGGAACAGAGUGAUGGAGGUGGAGUUGGAGAAAAGCGCCUACGCUUUUUACAUUUUUUUUUUUAUUUUUAUGUCCGUUAGGGACAGGCAUUGAGGGAGGACUGUGGAGCUCCAGAACAGGACUGACCUUGUUGUUUUUUUAAUGCUGUGAGAAAGCUAGCUUCAGAGACGCGGGAUUCCUCCAAAGACUUCUCUUUUGCUUUAUUGUUUUUCCUUUUGUUAUUUUUUAAACAAGAUGAAUUCUCUGUAGUGAAUGAAAUAGCAAAGAGAAUUUUUU
Molecule: messenger RNA, 3470 nt
Organism: Ictalurus furcatus (blue catfish)
Lineage: Eukaryota; Metazoa; Chordata; Actinopteri; Siluriformes; Ictaluridae
Gene: tle2a
Product: TLE family member 2, transcriptional corepressor a
Exons: 21
Coding region: 666-3113 (815 amino acids)
Biological process (GO): negative regulation of canonical Wnt signaling pathway; regulation of DNA-templated transcription
Cellular component (GO): nucleus; transcription regulator complex
Molecular function (GO): protein binding; transcription corepressor activity
Source: RefSeq, a predicted model, not a curated record